Pundamilia nyererei is the source of this 1916-nucleotide messenger RNA. Its product is annotated as B-cell receptor CD22-like. The coding region runs from base 120 to 1274 and encodes 384 amino acids. The record is from RefSeq and is a predicted model, not a curated record. NCBI's taxonomy places the organism in Eukaryota, Metazoa, Chordata, Actinopteri, Cichliformes, Cichlidae. The transcript has 7 exons.
UAUAAGUGCGUGUAUGAUACUUUUACUUCUUAUCAUUUUAAGCCAAAAAAGAGAUCCUUGUUGGUUUGACUUUCAGGGAAUUUGUCGACCUGUUGACUGAGUUGUGUUUGCAACGUCAGAUGAUGAGUGUCAUGGCAGCACUGUGUGUGAACAUGUUGAGAACCAACAUGUUACUGAGUAUCCUCAUUCUUUCAGGCGCUCUGGCUGCUUGUCCUGAGGAUUCAGCUUUACUCGUCACUACACCAGAGCAGAUGGAAGCACUGAGUGGAUCUUGUCUCCAAAUCCCAUGUAACUUUAGAGCUAAACCAGAAAAGGCUUUUAAUGGGAGAAGAGCAGUUGCUGGAGUGUGGAUUAAAAGUGACAGUAGACUUUUAAUAGAUCCAAACAAUGUGAUCUUCAACAGUAGUGGAGCAGUUAGCAUCUAUCCAAUGAGAAUUACUGGGAACCUGAGUCAGAGAGACUGCACCACUCUGUUUUCUGAUUUAUCCACCAAGUACACAGACACAUACUUCUUCAGAGUAGAGAGUGAACCAUUCAAGGCGACAGCUUACUGUGAUCAUCUUCAAAUUACAGUUAGAGAUUCUCCUUGGAGGCCCAAUAUUACAAUCUCAGGUGAUCUGAAGGAGAAGGAGUCUGUCACUAUAACCUGCUCAGCUCUCACUCCCUGUCCACACUCCCCUCCUCAACUCACCUGGAAUCUCCAACAAGACUCUCACAACAAAACAGAGAAAAACACAGAUGGAAGCUUUACAACUAAAAUCCAGCAGAACAUCACUCUGUCAGACACACAUGAUGGAAAGAAGAUCAGCUGCUCUGCCAGAUAUCCUGUGAACCAAGGAAAAGACACCAAGACAGCAGAGACAGAAGAAACUCUCAAUGUUUCAUACCCUCCCAGGCUGAUCAGUCCCACUGGUCCUGUAUCAGUGGGCAGCAUGGUGACUCUAACGUGUUCCUGCCAGGCAAACCCUCCUGUUGACAGCUAUGUCUGGUUCAUGACCAGUGGUGAUAAACUGGAGAUGAUCAAAGCUGACACAAAGGUUUACAGCUUUGAGGUGACCAAACUCGAUCGAGACAAAUUGUUUUACUGCAGCUGCGGGAAUCAUCUGGGCAUCCAGAUAUCAGCAGGCAGUCAGCUGCUGUUUGAAGGUGAUGAACACUGGGGGAAAAUGACUGUAAUGAAGACUGUGGGAAUCAUAAUACUUGUCAGCACACUGGUCAUCUUUGAGUGCUGGUUUAGAUCGAGACGUCCCAACAAACCAGAGGCAGAAAGAUAAGCAGAGCUUAUAGUCUAACAACUAAAGUGUCUGCAAGUCUCAUGAGGAAGUAUAACCUAAGGAAGUAAAAACUUAAAACAUCCCUGCAUUUACUGCCACGGUUAGCAAGAAACGAAAGCUUGUACAAGUUUCUAAAAUUCUCUGUUGUUUUAAUGGUAGUACAGAAGAAAGGUGUAAAUACUAGUGUCCUCACCAAAUGUAGAGCACACAGCAUACCGAGCAGCCACAUGAUAGAAAGGCAGUUGUUGCUGGUUUUGAAAAGUGCCACAGUGCAGCAUUUAAAAGCUAAAGAAAUAUAUAUUACCCAAUACUGGGUGGCAGAAUCCUAAUUCCCAAAAAAAGCAUAUCACUGAUGUGUAAAUGCACUUGUUUUUUCUACCAUCAUGAUCAGUUUGAUUCAUCCACAAAACCACAGAAUACACUUUAAGAGUUUCAUGUAACACUUGAAACUCUUAAAGACAAAUUCAUAUAAUAAACAAAAGCACUGAUGAAAACAACUGAUCUAGCCAAUUAUAUAUAUUUAGAAAAAGAUUCAUUACUAUAGCUUUAACAAUAGCAACAGAGAAACAUUAUCACCUUCAUAGUACCAAUGAUGAAUUAAGUAAAUUCCGGACAUUAGCAAACUUAUGGAUAAAGACUGUG